AUGGACUUUGACAUUGGGAUGUCUGUUUUGGAUACUCUCCAAAACCAAGUUGGGACUGCCAAGGAGCAUAAAAAUAUGAUUGUCAAGGAUAUUACAGGAAAGAUGAUUCGCAUUGUCAGAAAUGUGUUUGAAAAAAGAGAGAGGAUUGUGCUGGAUUCUCCACAUGGUCAGAGUCUCAAAGGAGCACCUCAAGUGGACAAAGAAACUCAGAACUGGCCUAUUGCAGAAGAACUUAAUGUGAUCAAUGGCACCAUUGUUGAAGUUCACUUUGGCAUUUUUCACUGGCACAUUAGUGACUUUGACAGUUUCCAGGCCAAUAUUGAGAAAAUCAUCAUCUUGAAGCUGGGUUAUGGACAUCACACCUCUAACUACAAACAUCCACACCCCAGUGAUGCAGUUCUGAACCAGAGAAGAAAAAAUCAUGUCAUGAAGAAAAUGAGGAUUCUUCUGGGUCUCAACCCUUCAAACCCUUCAAGCCCUUCAAGCCCACAUCCUCCUCUCCCUACUAUUCAUGGCUCCUCCCUGGCAUUUCAUGGCUCCUUCCUGACCCUCCCUGGUCCUCUUCCCUGGUCCUUCAUGACUCUUCCUUGGCCUUACCUAGACCCUUUCUGGCCUUUCCUGGCUCCUUCCUGGCCUUCCUCCCUAGCCCUUCAUGGUUCCUCCCUGGCCCUUCUCCUUCCUGGCCUUCUCUGGUCCAUCAGGAAAUCGCUGAGGCAACAGUUUUUGUAG
Molecule: messenger RNA, 729 nt
Organism: Suillus subaureus
Lineage: Eukaryota; Fungi; Basidiomycota; Agaricomycetes; Boletales; Suillaceae
Exons: 4
Coding region: 1-729 (242 amino acids)
Source: RefSeq, a predicted model, not a curated record